This is a messenger RNA of Ornithorhynchus anatinus (platypus), 1801 nucleotides long. It is a transcript of the gene CCT3, whose product is annotated as chaperonin containing TCP1 subunit 3. Gene Ontology annotation, cellular component: chaperonin-containing T-complex. The transcript is spliced from 14 exons. Gene Ontology annotation, biological process: protein folding. The record is from RefSeq and is a predicted model, not a curated record. NCBI's taxonomy places the organism in Eukaryota, Metazoa, Chordata, Mammalia, Monotremata, Ornithorhynchidae. Gene Ontology annotation, molecular function: ATP binding; ATP-dependent protein folding chaperone; ATP hydrolysis activity. Bases 1 to 1638 code for a protein of 545 amino acids.
AUGAUGGGCCACCGCCCCGUCCUCGUGCUCAGUCAGAACACCAAACGCGAGUCCGGGAGGAAGGUCCAGGCCGGGAAUAUCAGCGCCGCCAAGACCAUCGCAGAUGUGAUCCGGACAUGUCUUGGGCCCAAGUCCAUGAUGAAGAUGCUCCUGGACCCGAUGGGGGGGAUCGUCAUGACCAAUGAUGGGAACGCUAUCCUGCGAGAGAUCCAGGUCCAGCACCCGGCGGCCAAGUCCAUGAUCGAGAUCAGUCGGACCCAGGACGAGGAGGUCGGAGACGGGACCACGUCUGUCAUCAUCCUCGCCGGGGAGAUGCUGUCAGUGGCGGAGCACUUCCUGGAGCAGCAGAUGCACCCGACGGUGGUGAUCGGUGCCUACCGCAAAGCCCUGGACGACAUGAUCAGCGUCCUGCAUGACAUCAGCUCCCCCGUGGACGUCGGCAACCGGGAGAAGAUGCUGAGCAUCAUCGGCAGCGCCAUCGCCACCAAGGCCGUGGGCCGCUGGUCCCCCUUGGCGUGCGCCAUCGCCCUGGACGCCGUCAGCACCGUGCAGUUCGAGGAGAACGGCCGCAGAGAGAUCGACAUCAAGAAGUACGCCAAGGUGGAGAAGAUCCCCGGGGGCAUCAUCGAGGACUCCUGCGUCCUGCGCGGCGUCAUGAUCAACAAGGACGUGACACACCCGCGCAUGCGGCGGCUGAUCCGCAACCCGCGCAUCGUGCUGCUGGACUCCUCGCUCGAGUACAAGAAGGGGGAGAGCCAGACGGACAUCGAGAUCUCGCGGGAGGAGGAUUUUGCGCGCAUCCUGCAGAUGGAGGAGGAGCACAUCCAGCAGCUGUGCGAGGACGUGAUCCGCCUGCGCCCUGACGUCGUCAUCACGGAGAAGGGCAUCUCUGACCUGGCCCAGCACUACCUCAUCCGUGCCAACAUUACCGCCAUCCGCCGCGUUCGCAAGACUGACAACAACCGCAUCGCCAGGGCGUGCGGGGCUCGCAUCGCCAGCCGGCCGGAGGAGCUGCGGGAGGAGGACGUGGGCACGGGCGCCGGCCUGUUCGAGGUGAAGAAGAUCGGGGACGAAUACUUCACCUUCAUCACCGAGUGCCGGGACCCCAAGGCCUGCACCGUCGUGCUGCGCGGUGCCAGCAAGGAGAUCCUCUCUGAAGUGGAACGCAACCUGCAGGACGCCAUGCAGGUGUGCCGCAACGUCCUGCUGGACCCUCAGCUGGUGCCCGGGGGCGGGGCCGCAGAGAUGGCCGUGGCCCACGCGCUGACGGAGAAGUCCAAGAGCAUGACGGGCGUGGAGCAGUGGCCCUACCGUGCCGUGGCCCAGGCCCUGGAAGUCAUCCCCCGCACCCUCAUCCAGAACUGCGGCGGCAGCACCAUCCGCCUGCUCACCGCCCUGAGGGCCAAGCACACCCAGGAAGGCUUCAGGACGUGGGGAGUGGACGGGGAGUCGGGCACGUUGGUGGACAUGAAGGAGCUGGGCGUCUGGGAGCCGCUGGCCGUGAAGCUGCAGACGUACAAGACGGCCGUGGAGACCGCCGUGCUGCUGCUGCGCAUCGACGACAUCGUCUCCGGCCACAAGAAGAAGGGGGAGGACCAGGGCCGCGCCGGCGGGGCCCCCGAUGCCGGCCAGGAGUGAGGAGGGACCCCCGGGAGCCCGGGUGGGCGUCGCUGCCGGUUGUCCGGAGCGGGGCGGGAGUCACCCCCUCCCCCUCAACGCAAACACCCCAGCCCGCAUCCCUCCUCCCUCCUCCCUCCCCUGCCCCCCGCAUCCGGUGAUUAAACGUGAAUUGUGUUUGCCA